GAAGGAUCCUCCUCCUACUAUUAUGACUGACUAUCCCUCUAGUCCAGAUAAAUGUGAUAAUGAUAUAUCUACUGCCACGAUUGGAGAACCAAUAUGCAUUCCUUUUACACAAAAAUUUACUGUUAACCCAUCGCGUGUAAAUAUCACACAGAAGUCAUCUCAAUAUUGUAUUGCACUUCAAGGUUUUUCAGUCAAUGUUUCAUCUGAUAUUUUUGUGCGACAAAUCGGAGACUGGAUCAUUUAUUUUAACUCUUCAAGGACUUAUCAACAGUUCCGUUUUGUAAAGAAAACGGCAACAUGUGACAGUAUUGGAAUUUACGAACUGUCUUUAUAUAAUGGAGUUGAUAACUUAACUCCCUUUGAAUUCACAAUCAGAUUAAAAGACCCGACGCUACAGCAAAGUGUGACUCGUAUUUAUGGCUUUAUUCAUGUCCAUUGUGAAAUGACGGCGAAUUGUAUUGCCAGUUCUUUAGUCUUGGUUGUAAACAAUGAGCCAACGUCCAAAGAAUUACCUGACACGAAUGUUUGUAGUAACAACGAUAUGAUGGGAGGCACAAAACUCGCAGUUGACGAAACAUUUCGUAUUUCCAAGCUUUCAGUAAAUCAAACCAUCUCUUGUGUACCAGUAAUGAAAAAUAUCGAACUUGCUGCUAACCUGACAUCUACAACUACUGUUCCUUUCUGUGAGGGGGAUGAUUGUGUAUUUGGAUGCAAGGAAGAAUCUCAAAGUAUAUCAUAUUAUUCAAAUAUAGAUUUCUGUGAUAGAUUUUACCAAUGUUCAAAUGGAAUAUUGGUGUCUCAUUCUUGCGGUAAUGGCACAUAUUGGUCACCUAGCGAGUGCAAUUGUGAUCAUUUCGAUGGUGCAAUUUGUGAUCAGAAAACAAAACGAUUUUCUAAACCUGUUACCUCUAAAAAGUGCUCACCCUAAUCACAUGACUGUGAAACUUAUGAUCAACAUCAUGUCAAUGUUCGUAUUGAUAAUUCAUGAAUUAGAAACAAAAGUAAACAUGUAAUUGAAGAAAUAUAAAACAAAUUUAAUAUACUCAGAGAAAUUGUUUAAAACACCAAUAAUAAAUCAGUCUUGUUAUAAACUCUAUUGUUGUGUUCUUAAUGAACGUUUAACACACAAACUCGAUGACAUCAAAUUCUUGCAUGAUGGG
Messenger RNA from Mytilus trossulus (common blue mussel), 1160 nucleotides. RefSeq lists its product as uncharacterized. Bases 23 to 928 code for a protein of 301 amino acids. Gene Ontology annotation, molecular function: chitin binding. NCBI's taxonomy places the organism in Eukaryota, Metazoa, Mollusca, Bivalvia, Mytilida, Mytilidae. Gene Ontology annotation, cellular component: extracellular region. The transcript is spliced from 4 exons. The record is from RefSeq and is a predicted model, not a curated record.